AUGGAGAAAUUCUAUGCGAUGGCACUUCUGAUGAUGCUAAAUUGUUCUUUUUUUGUUAAUAUGAACGACAUGUUAAGGAGUCAGCUCAAAAGAGGCAUAUUAAUGACUCGAUGCUGUAUAUUUUGUUUCAGAGGAUGUUUUGGCUGCUGCUUCAUACCUCUUUGCGUUGACUACUUCAAGGAUGCAGUACACACCUGCCCUUAUUGUGGUGCUAUCCUCGGGACGAAAUCAAGGUGUUAG
Mesocestoides corti is the source of this 240-nucleotide messenger RNA. The record is from the annotation of a GenBank genome assembly. Lineage: Eukaryota; Metazoa; Platyhelminthes; Cestoda; Cyclophyllidea; Mesocestoididae.